Ctenocephalides felis (cat flea) is the source of this 2463-nucleotide messenger RNA. Its product is annotated as oxidative stress-induced growth inhibitor 2-like. Bases 378 to 2252 code for a protein of 624 amino acids. The transcript has 8 exons. The record is from RefSeq and is a predicted model, not a curated record. Lineage: Eukaryota; Metazoa; Arthropoda; Insecta; Siphonaptera; Pulicidae.
AAACGCCGAACAGGUCGGAUGUUCUGAAAUAAUUUUGAAGUAAACAUAUUUUUUAAGUAAAAAAUAAUUAAGUAUUAGAACAAAAGGUUUUGUUGCAAAUAUUUUUACAAAAGUGGUUAAUUAGAAGAGAUAAUCAUUGAAGUAGUUUUAUGUGAUUUUGUGUGCAUUUUAUUGAGUAUUUUAUGUGCAUAAGCCGGCUUGAGUAUACAAGUAACCUACACGUUAUAUAAAAAGGUCAAGACUAUAUUUCAAAAAUGAUGUGCGACCGAAUCAAAUGAAUAACAAAUAAAAAGAGCAAACAGUAAAUAGAAACAGAAAAUUUUGCACACAUGUGAUAUUUUAAACAAUUUUACCCCUUGAAAUUCUUGCCAAACAAAAUGAGGGAAUUCAACGCAUCAAGACUGCCCUCGGAUGUAGUUUAUAAGGAUGUCGUAGUUAUAGGUAAUGGUCCCAGUGGCAUAUCUUUGUCUUUUAUGCUGGCUGGAAAUAGAGCAUAUUGCAAAACUGACAGAGCACCUCAUGCAGACGAAUUGCUGGAGGCUCGUCUCAAUUGUGCACCUCGGGAUGUCUCUCUUGCGGAACAAGAUUUGGAGUUACUCGCAAAUGGAUUGGAGGGAAGGACGACGAAUCCUGUUUCUUUGCUGUUGGACAAUCUACAAUAUCCAUCAGCAGAUUUAGGAAUGGAAUUGCCUUCAAUGCUGGAUUGGCGAUACGAUCCAGAUAAAAUGAUCGAUCACGUCGUCCUAGGCAAAGGUAAUCCUGGUGGCUCCUGGCAUUUUAUGGAUCCUCACAUCCUAACUCUAUCCCUCGGAAAUUGGAUGUCAUUACCAGGAUACGACUUUAACACCUGGUUAGAAGAAACUUCGCCCCUGAACGAGCAGCAAAGACAUCUACACCAAAGCAAUACAGGCUCUAGGAGUAAAUCUAUAGAAAUCGAAGAUAAAAAUAUAAUACUCGAAGAUGUAACAAAAACCAAUAGAAAAUUAGAUAAUAAGUCUAGCAAUAGGGCUCCUGUUUGGCAGGUGGCUAAGUAUUAUGAGCACUAUGUUAAACAACAAGGUUUACAACGAUUUUUUAAAAAUAAUACCUGUGUUGUUGGCAUCAAACCGGUGCAGAGUAAAGGAAAAUAUUAUUGUAGACGGAAAUCCUGCGGGGUUGCUAAUUUAUGGAGUGUUACGGGAUACGAUCUACUAACGUUUGAACCAUUCCACUAUUUAUGCAAAAAUGUGGUAUUGGCAUCAGGAUCCUCAGAUCUGCCAAAUUCUUUGGGAAUUCCUGGUGAAUUGAAUACUGAAAAUAGAAGCUGGUUGACGCAUGAUGUUCGCGACUUUGAGCGUCAGAUCGAGGACCUGGACGAAGAAAACGUUAAAGAUAUGGCUCCGGUUUUGAUCCUCGGAGCAGGACUAAGUUCAGCCGACGCUGUAAUUGCUGCCAGAGCUAGAAACAUUCCUGUAAUUCAUGUAUUCAGGCAUCAGUUCACGGGCCUGGAUAAACAAUUACCUGAAAAUAUGUAUCCUGAAUACCAUAAGGUUCAUCGAAUGAUGAAAGAACCUUCCGUCACAUAUCCAAACUACACAGCAUUACCAGAACACACAAUAGUGUCCAUCGAACCCAUAACAUUUUCGCCUAAAGAAUUCUUUAGGCACAAACUCAAACUUCUAUCGAACAAUACAUCUGCUCCAACCAGGCCUGGACAUCGUGUAAAAAUACUUAAUAUAAAAACCAACACCAGCAAAGAGAUAAUAGUCUCUUUUUGCGCCAUCUUGAUCGGAUCCAGACCUGAUCUGACUUACCUUCCUGAUAAUAUGUCUGAUGAAAAAACUUACAUAGAGAACAGAAUAGAGUCUUAUUUUGAAAACCAGGAAAUCGCUCCCAGGAUCAACGCGAAAUUGAGAAGAUGUGCCUUUUGCAGAUUUUGCAAAGUUUUAAGAAACCAGUCCUCCAUGGUGAAUCAUUUACCACAAACGGAGGUUCGUCCAGUAAGACUUUCUAAUACUGGUGAUUUAGUAGGGAUUGGUGUCGAUCAGAACAAACCAGUAGAUUGCAGAUUGAAUCCAAUCGCGGUGAAUAAAUUUACUAAUAAAGUUUUAAAUGCUCCUGAUGGACUUUAUGCAAUGGGACCCCUGGUUGGUGAUAAUUUUGUGAGAUUUAUACCAGGAGGGGCAUUGGCUAUAGUUUCGGAUUUGUAUAAAAAUCGUAGUGUUCUGGAUUGUGACAUCGGUUUGAUAAAGGAAUCAGAUACUAGAUCGUGAAUGAACUGGAGCUAGUAAUUGGUAAAAAAAUUAAUUAUAAAUCUUAAUAUAUCAUGGGGAGCACUUUGCGUUCUUGGUUUUUGGCUGGUCAUUGCAAGAAACUUUGCUGAAGAAACCAUAGCUUGAAAGUGAAUUAUGAGUGACAUUUUCUCUGUACUUUUUUCUCUAGUUCUUAGUAUUAGAAAAGCAAAAGCCAAGUAGUGAAUUUUCU